Molecule: messenger RNA, 1157 nt
Organism: Salvelinus namaycush (lake trout)
Lineage: Eukaryota; Metazoa; Chordata; Actinopteri; Salmoniformes; Salmonidae
Product: retinol-binding protein 1-like
Exons: 4
Coding region: 1-405 (134 amino acids)
Biological process (GO): fatty acid transport
Cellular component (GO): cytosol; nucleus
Molecular function (GO): fatty acid binding
Source: RefSeq, a predicted model, not a curated record
AUGCCAGUUGACCUGAAUGGGUAUUGGAAAAUGACCUCUAAUGACAACUUUGAGGAGUACAUGAAAGCCCUCGAUGUAAAUGUUGCCAUUAGGAAAAUUGCCAACUUGUUGAAGACCGACAAAGACAUCAGUGUUGAUGGUGAUCACAUGGUCAUCAAGACCCUCAGUACCUUUAAGAACUACAACAUGGACUUCCAUGUUGACAAGGAGUUUGAGGAGGAUCUGUCAGGGGUGGAUGACAGAAAAUGCAUGACCACUGUCUCAUGGGAGGGGGACAAGCUGGUGUGUGUUCAGAAGGGAGAGAAGGAGGGCCGAGGCUGGACCCAUUGGGUGGAGGGAGAUAGGCUUUAUUUGGAGCUGAGAGUUUGUGGAGUUGUGUGCAAGCAGGCUUUCCAGAAAACCUAAACCAGCACUGGAACAACAGAACGGCGCACCCGGCCUGAGAGCACAAGACAGACAUGAAUAUGACCCGAGCCUGUGACAGAGAACCCCUAUUGUAAUCAUCUGUCUGCCCAUCCAUCCAUUCAUCCUUUCUUCCUUAUUUCCAUCCAUCCUUUUACAUUUAAUUCCAUCAAGACUGUUACCUUGCCCCACUCAAACUAUCCACAACAGGGGUGAUGUAACAAAAAGGAAAACAACUGUUCAUCACUGUACCGCUCUGUCUCAGGGCGGGUGCUCAAUUGAUUAACAUGUUAUAUGUGUGUACGCAUUUGCACUGCAGUAGGUGUGGUAGGCUUUGUGAUUAGUGCCUCAAUCUCUGAUGAUGCACCGGACUGAUAACUAGUGGUGAGCUUGACCACUACCAAGGAAGAUUUCAGUGUAAAGUCAACUAAUAUUUGGGCCAUGAGAGAAGCAGUGAAAUUCAUUCAAACACACAAACUUUGGAUGCUACAUUUUAGGAUGCAUAAAGAAAUGAAAAAUCUGUAUAGAAAAGAGUGAAGUAAAGAAUACACAUAAAUGUAGGAAGAUGCAGUGAUCACGUAACCAGGAAAACUGGAUCUGAAAAAGACAAGACAAUUAGUUGGAUUCAUGAAAUUGAAUGUAAAAAAUGUAAUAAAAAAUUCAAAUCACAGUUUGUCUCUUUGUAUCUAAAAAGUCCACGCUUGUCACGUUCUGACCAUAGUUUGCUUUGUAUGUUUCUAUGUUUUAUGUCUAGG